This is a messenger RNA of Teleopsis dalmanni, 1014 nucleotides long. Its product is annotated as sulfotransferase 1E1-like. Bases 73 to 1014 code for a protein of 313 amino acids. Gene Ontology annotation, cellular component: cytoplasm. The transcript has 5 exons. The record is from RefSeq and is a predicted model, not a curated record. Lineage: Eukaryota; Metazoa; Arthropoda; Insecta; Diptera; Diopsidae. Gene Ontology annotation, biological process: sulfation. Gene Ontology annotation, molecular function: sulfotransferase activity.
AUUGUUUAUUUAACAAGAAAUCAGGUCUGUAAAGCAAAAAUAAAAAAAAAAUUAUUGAAACACAAAUCUAAAAUGGAGCGAGCUAAGGUUAUCCCAAAAAGUUAUCCAUCCAAUGUAUUAAAUAAAAAUUGGAAUCAGAGACCGUGUUACUUUAAAAAGAAUAGUGAGAAAUUUCUGAAAGCCGUCAAUGAAAUGGAAGUCAGAGACGAUGAUGUCUGGUUAAUUACAUUACCCAAAUGUGGUACCACUUGGAUGCAGGAGCUGGUAUGGUUGGUUUUAAAUAAUUUUGACUUCGAGAGUGCAAAACAAGAACAUUUGGAGUUGAGAUCACGAUUUUUAGAAUUCGAUGAAGUAUUAUAUGAUGGUGAAGGCAGUAUAAUAAAAUAUAGUACAGAAAUGAAAUCUCCACGACUUGUAAAGUCACAUUUACCACUACCUUUACUACCAUCACAACUUUGGACUAAAAAACCUAAAGUUAUAUACGUUUUCCGAAACCCUAAAGACGCCAUUGUUUCAUUUUAUUAUCAUUUACGUAACUAUCAAAUAACUUCCUUCUUAAAUCCAACAGAUUAUGCUCAAGAUUUUAUCAAUGAAGAUAUGUUAACUCAUCAACACUUCUUACAUGUCGCUGAGUUCUAUGCUUUGAGAGAGGAACCCUGGAUUUAUUACACAAGUUAUGAGUGCAUGAAGUCUGAUCUAAGAUCUGUCAUACAAGAUGUUUGCAAAUUUCUGAAUAAAAAUAUUACUGAAGCUCAAAUGCAGCAAAUGUUACAUCAUUUAUCUUUCGAAGAGAUGAAAAAUAAUUCAAAAACAAACCAUAUAUGGGCAGCGCAACAAUUCUCUAGAAAAUUUAAUAAAGAGAUUGGAGAUUUGAGAUUCAUCCGUAAAGGGAAAGUUGGAGGUUAUAAGGACGAUUUGACUGCUGAAGACAUAAAUAAAAUUGAUGAUUGGAUGAAUAGUGAACUUAAGUCACACAAUCUAAUUUUGAAUGAUUUGCUACUUCAGAAUAAUUAA